ACAUGAAAAGCACAGUAACGAGCGCCAUCUGAGAAACGAGCGUUGGGCCUGGCCUUCUAUCGACAGCGACGGCAGGAAUCCUCCUCGCCUCCGGCUCCUCCUUCACGUCACCGCCUCGAUCUGCCCGCCCGCUCGCCUCACGCGCCGAAUCCGGAGCGGCGUCCUGCACCCGCGCCGCCCCGCCCCGCCCCGCCUCACUGCGUGACCCGCCGUCCGUCCUCCCCCCUGCCAGAUCCAGGCGGCGGGGUCGUCCCCGCAGGUGCUCUGCGGUCCAUCAGUUUUCAGCAAACAUCUUUGGGAUACCAAAUUUGUUGUUAUUCUAGAAGAGGAAAUAUGCAGGCAUCAAGAGCUAGGCUUUUCAAGGAGUACAAGGAGGUGCAGCGAGAGAAAUCAGCUGAUCCUGAUAUUCAGUUGAUAUGUGAUGAUUCAAACAUAUUCAAGUGGACUGCUCUCAUCAAGGGACCCUCGGAGACUCCUUAUGAAGGUGGUGUCUUCCAGCUUGCCUUUGCUAUCCCAGAGCAAUACCCUCUGCUACCUCCUCAAGUUCGGUUCUUGACUAGAAUUUUCCAUCCAAAUGUUCACUUCAAGACUGGUGAAAUUUGCUUGGAUAUCUUGAAGAAUGCAUGGAGCCCUGCAUGGACCCUUCAAUCAGUUUGUAGAGCCAUAAUUGCACUGAUGGCUCAUCCGGAGCCAGACAGCCCACUUAACUGUGACUCAGGUAAUCUCCUACGAUCUGGCGACAUCAGAGGUUUUCAAUCAAUGGCAAAAAUGUAUACAAAGCUUGCUGCAAUGCCAAAGAAAAACUAAUAACGCUGACAUGAUGUAAAUGUAACAUGUGAGGCCAUGGGGUAUGCCUUCAUCAAAGCUCUGAUGUUGUCGUCAACUGUGUCUGGAGUUGUGUUGUAUCUGUUUAUUGACCACUUGGUUGAAUUUGAUGCUAGGGAAUUGCCCCGGUGGUGUUUGUCUUGGUAUAAGAAACCAUCUGCAACUGGCCUACUGUAUUUCUUCCUUUUGUCUACUCAAACCUCGCAUCUUUUAAACUGA
Messenger RNA from Setaria italica (foxtail millet), 1044 nucleotides. RefSeq names its product protein PEROXIN-4. Lineage: Eukaryota; Viridiplantae; Streptophyta; Magnoliopsida; Poales; Poaceae. The record is from RefSeq and is a predicted model, not a curated record. The coding region runs from base 334 to 807 and encodes 157 amino acids. The transcript has 6 exons.